AGGGUGGGGAGGCUGCAGCCCACCAGCAUCCCCAGGGCCCCUUGCCUGCCUCGCUCCUGCUGCUCGCUGCUGCUGUGGCUCAAUACCAGAGACUCCUGGCUGGGAUCACAACCCUGCGAGUCAGCCCAGAGAAGAUCUGCUUUGUGUGGUGCCUCCCAGUCUGUUCUCCUGUUUAGUCCUACUCUGUCUCAGUCUGCACUGACAACUCUCUGAGCUGCCCCUCCGCAAUCUCCAUCAUCAUGGCAGUGGUUGUGGGUUCCGCUCCAUGGGCAGCCCCACUGGCCCUGGUUCUACUUGCMAUCACCCUGGCAGUGCCAGCCCUGGGAGGGUGCCCAUCCGCCUGCCGGUGCUCCUUCGCCAUGCUGCAGUGCCUGGAGCCCAAUGGCAUUGCCACUAUACCCGCGUUGGCACYACAGGAGAGCGAGAACGUCACGGAAAUUUACAUCGAAAAUCAAGCCGACCUGGAGAACAUUACAGAAGUAGACCUUGCCAAUUAUAGAGAGUUGAAGAAUCUCACGGUCACGUUCUGCAGGCUGGCGUACAUCUCGGCKAAUGCUUUCCAACACAACCUCAAGCUCCAAUAUGUAAACCUGGCUUCUAACUCCCUGGAGCAUAUCAGUUGGAAGGUGUUCCAUUUUCUUCCCCUGCUCAACCUGGUUUUGAGGGACAACCCCCUUGAGUGCUCCUGUGAUAUCCAUUGGUUGCAGCAAUGGCAGCUUAACGACCACAGUGACCUCGACAACCAACCGCUACAAUGCUUCUCCAAUGGCCAUGCCCUACGGUUGGACUCCUUAGAGAUGGAGAAUUGCACUGUACCGGAUGUCGCCAUUGUCCAUGCCAACACCAAGGUCCAGGAGGGUGGCAACCUGACAUUUGUGUGUCAGGUGACAGGAGUGCCCAUGCCUGUAGUGAGGUGGCGCACGAAUAAACUGCUGUCUCGCUAUACUGUACAGGAGAGGUUCUGGGGAUCCACUUUGGAGCUGGAGCUGCAGCUGUGGAAUAUGUCCUCAGAAGACAACCUGCACAACUUGACCUGUGAGGCAGAGAACCGGGCCGGGCCUGGGGAAGAGAAAGUGACGUUGGACAUUGAAUUUCCAUCCAAAAUCAUAUUCCUGCACAACGCCGAGCCACAGCACCACUGGUGUUUCCCCUUUAAGGUGGACGGGAACCCUGAGCCAUCCAUCCGCUGGCUUUUCAACGGCUUUAACCUGACCGAGGGCCGUUACACCUACACACAGUUCAUUCCCGACUCGGACGACGGCUCUGUGAAGCACGGUUGUCUAUUUCUCAACAAGCCCACCCACCUGAACAACGGCCUCUACACCAUCAUCGUGGGGAACAGACUGGGCGUGGACCAAGCCACGGCCACAGGGAUGUUCAUGGACAACCCCUUUGACCCCUUUGAUCCUGAGGGCAUCAUCCCAGUCCUUGAAGAAAGUGAUCCAGUUCCCACCAACAAAUCUAAUGAGGAUGUCACUGAGAACACGGAGAGCAGAGUGUUUGGGGUGUCGGUGGCAGUGGGUYUGGCUGUGUUUGCUUGCGCCUUCCUCCUCAUUAUGGUACUGGUCAUCAACAAGUGYGGCCAGCAGUCCAAGUUUGGUAUUCACCGUUCAUCUGUCUUGGGAACAGAGGAUGAUCUUGCUGUGUCACUGCGUUUCCUGAACUUUGGGGCCAGCCCUCCUUCCUCUGACGACUCUGGGAUGUCCAGCUUUGUGGAGAACCCCCAGUACUUCUGUGGCAUUUUCAAAGACAAAGACAUGUGUGUGCAGCACAUCAAAAGACAGGAUGUAGUUCUGAAGUGGGAAUUGGGUGAGGGGGCGUUUGGCAAAGUCUACCUGGCAGAGUGUGCCAACCUCAGUCCGGACAGUGACAAAAUGCUGGUGGCCAUCAAGACUCUGAAGGAUGCCAAUGAGUCGACCCGGCAGGACUUCCAGAGAGAGGCUGAGCUGCUCACAGUGCUCCAGCACCAGAACAUUGUUCGCUUCUAUGGAGUGUGUACAGACGGAGAGCCACUGGCGAUGGUGUUUGAAUACAUGAGACAUGGAGACCUCAACCGCUUCCUCAGGGCGCACGGUCCAGAUGCCCAUAUCCUGGAGGAGGUGAAGAUGCCACCGUUGGGCCAGCUCACUCUUCCCCAGAUGCUGCACAUCGCCGCCCAGAUCGCUUCGGGCAUGGUCUACCUGGCCUCCCUUCACUUCGUGCACCGGGACCUGGCCACACGCAACUGCCUGGUGGGAGAUAUGGGAGAGGGUCUGAUGGUCAAGAUAGGAGACUUUGGCAUGUCCCGGGACAUCUACAGCACAGACUACUACAGGGUAAAGGUGGGUGGGCGUACGAUGCUUCCUAUUCGCUGGAUGCCCCCGGAGAGCAUCAUGUACAGGAAGUUCACCACGGAGAGUGAUAUCUGGAGCUUUGGAGUGGUCCUCUGGGAGAUCUUCACCUAUGGGAAACAGCCCUGGUACCAGCUCUCCAACAGUGAGGCUAUCGAGUGCAUUACACAGGGCCGGGAGCUGGAGAGACCACGCACUUGCCCCAAAGAGGUGCACGGCCUGAUGCAGGGUUGCUGGCAAAGGGAGCCCCAGCAGAGGCUGGUCAUCAAGGACAUCCACAGCCGCCUCCUUGCCCUUGUCAAGAGCCCCCCUAUCUACCUGGACAUCCUGGGGUAGAGGCUUGGAGGUCUGGGGCUGGGGCAGUGUCCAGGCAAGGGGAAGUAGGGGAACUUACGGUCAGGGAUGACGGGUAUUGGGAAGGGGUGGGAGUUAGGUAAAGGACUGUGCGAUGGCAAUCAUGAACCUAAGCAUUGCAGUCAUUUACCUCUAUGUGUCUUAAACACACCAACACCCCCUCUGAUUGCAUAUUUGCUCAGGUCAGACUUAGCUAGGAUCUGGUCUGAUAGGGACCAUUGUGUUGGGAAGGGAGUAGGGUGAAGUUGCUCCUAGAUGCUGAUAUUGGGUAUUUUUGGGCCACUAAUGGUUACAGAUAGGAUUGGGGGAGGGGAAGCUGAUCCCAGAUCUGUGCCUCAGAGAAACUUUACCCUGAAGCGAUGGGAAGACUAUGAAGAUGGGGGUUACUUCCUACUUCCUGGUCACUGUUUCUUAACCCUAAAGCUGGACAUACUGUACGGACACUGGCAACAUCCAUGCUGCUUCAGCUUUGCCUACUACCCCAGCUCRCCUCGUCUCAUGACGACCCAGCCCUAACUCUGUGUGCCGCUGACUGGGAGCGGGAGGAAAAGGAUGAGCCAGCGAAGACCUGUCAAGUGUUUACUGUGAGUGUUUUAUUGUGUGACUGAAUGGGUGUUGUCCUGAUGAAGGGUUUUGCAUGAUUGGAGGAAUGCAGACUAUACAGUGCCUUUGGGAAUGUUUUCAGAMCUCUUGACUUUUUCCACAUUUUGUUACGUUACAGCCUUAUUC
Molecule: messenger RNA, 3413 nt
Organism: Salvelinus sp. IW2-2015
Lineage: Eukaryota; Metazoa; Chordata; Actinopteri; Salmoniformes; Salmonidae
Gene: ntrk1
Product: neurotrophic tyrosine kinase, receptor, type 1
Biological process (GO): protein phosphorylation; cell surface receptor protein tyrosine kinase signaling pathway; multicellular organism development
Cellular component (GO): signaling receptor complex; plasma membrane; axon
Molecular function (GO): neurotrophin receptor activity; transmembrane receptor protein tyrosine kinase activity; neurotrophin binding
Source: RefSeq, a predicted model, not a curated record